AUGGCGUCUCGCAAACAGAAGAAACGCGAGAAAGAUCUCGAGUGGGGUAUUGCCCCCAAUGGAGGAUUAGAGUUCGCUGAGCAAUUACUUGAGCUUCGAGAUUCGAAAGGCUUUGACCCCAUUUCGGACGUCGUUCUCGUAUCUAUCGAUCUCGAAGUAUCAAAAUACGACAAAGGCAAACCCGGCAGCCCUCCUAUUAGAGAAUUUGGGAUUGCAACUUUCGAUACUCGACACCUCAAACCUACAUCGCGAUCGCUUCCCAACAGCUCUAUAUCGACCAAACAGGUUUCAACAUGUCACGCCUCGAAAGAUUUCAUAUAUUGCGAUGCCACAGACUUCAAAGAAUGCGUGUUCGCAGAGACGCACCUUGCGAAACAGGGCAACCUGCAUAAAAUCAUUAAAAAGUGCUUGCGCAUUGAGGAUAGCAGCUCUCCCAACAGUCGCACUCUGCGAAAUAUAGUUAUUGUCGGCCACUCAAUCAAAGAGGAUCUAAAGACGCUGAAAAGACAUGGGAUUGUUGUCCACGAGAUUGCGCCUGUGGUGGCAAUACUGGACACGUAUAGGAUAACCUGGAACCUCCUUGGCCCCCAUACAAACUCCAACUCUACUACAUUCAUGACGGGGUUCGCGCUCUGGGCUCUUUUAGAAGAACUUAUGAUCCCACAUGAAAAAUGGGAUCUGCAUAAUGCUGGGAAUGAUGCAACGUUUACCCUACAUGCGCUGCUCAUGCUUGCAAUUAAGAGCUCUAGAAGCAGAGAGUUAAAUGUGGUUGAGAGUCAAAAUCUAGAGCGUCUACGAGCAUUGGCUCAAUUUGAGCUGUACGAACGUGAGCGUUGGAAGCCAACUCGGAAGGGUCCGAACGCAUCCAAUGGGUUCUAUUACCGAAACUCUUCUGAACAGACAGGCUCGACAACAUGA
This is a messenger RNA of Venustampulla echinocandica, 918 nucleotides long. RefSeq lists its product as uncharacterized. Gene Ontology annotation, molecular function: nucleic acid binding. Gene Ontology annotation, cellular component: nucleus. The transcript has a single exon. Bases 1 to 918 code for a protein of 305 amino acids. The record is from RefSeq and is a predicted model, not a curated record. Lineage: Eukaryota; Fungi; Ascomycota; Leotiomycetes; Helotiales; Pleuroascaceae.